CGUUCCGGGAGAUGCUGCCACCGGGAGCCAUGGAGGUGCAGUCCUACUACACCAAACUGCUGGGGGAGCUGAACGAGCAGCGCAAGCGGGAUUUCUUCUGCGACUGCAGCAUCAUCGUGGAGGGCAAGGUCUUCAAAGCCCAUCGCAAUGUGCUGUUCGCCAGCAGUGGCUACUUCAAAAUGCUCCUUUCGCAGAGCUCGAAGGAAACGAGUCAAUCCACGACAGCCACUUUCCAGGCCUUUUCUCCUGACACCUUCACAGUUAUUCUAGAUUUUGUGUAUUCGGGCAAACUGUCCCUCACUGGUCAGAAUGUCAUCGAAGUCAUGUCAGCUGCCAGCUAUCUGCAGAUGACAGAUGUGAUCAGCGUGUGUAAAACCUUCAUAAAGUCGUCACUGGACAUCAGUGAGAAGGAGAAGGAUCGCUACUUCAGCCUGUCAGACAAAGAUGUGAGUUCCAACGGUGUGGACCGAUCCUGUGUGUACAGUGGAGGCUGGAGGGCAGAGAGCAGCCCCCCACAUUCCCACUCCAGCCCAGACCCCGGGACUUGUAUGAUGGGCGGGAACGCUUGGAGCAAUUUCAACUAUUACCCCACCUCUCAAAGAAAUGCCCAGCAGCAGCUGUCCAAACACGAGCAGAGGCAAGAUUCCAUCAAGAAAUCCCGGCACUUGGGGCUGCAGCAACCUUCUGACAUGCCCCACUAUAAAUCAAGCAAGCUGGAGGACAGGGCUGCCGAGCCCUCUGGCCACCCUGCGCCAGCCGAGGAGCAAGUCCACAUCGACACCGAGGUUGAAACUCCUCACGUGGGCUACCAGUUCGGCCAAGGGGCUGAGGUGAUGCCCAGGGGCUUGGCUGUGCCACAGCAGGAGCACGAGUCACCCCGCUCCUCCAGUAAAUCCAAGUCCUCCAAAGCUGAGGAGCAGUAUGGGAACAUGCCCUCCAUCCUGGGAGUCAUGGGGAGCUGGGCUGAAGAUGACCUGGCCAGGAUGAGGUUCAAGUGUCCAUUCUGCAGCCACGUGGUGAAGAGAAAAGCUGACCUGAAACGUCACCUUCGCUGUCACACGGGAGAGAGGCCGUACCCCUGCGAGGCUUGUGGGAAGAGAUUCAGCAGGCUGGAUCACCUCAGCAGCCAUUUUCGAACUAUCCACCAGGCGUGCAAGCCCAUCUGCAGGAAAUGCAAGCGGCACGUGACGGAGCUGACGGGACAAGUGGUGCAGGAGGGGACCCGACGUUACAGACUCUGCAACGAGUGCCUGGCAGAGGCUGGCAUCGACAGCAUCCGCAUUGACUUGGAGGCUGAGGCACCUCUGGAGUUCCCACAGGAUGGGGACAAGGAUUCCAGGUGGCACUACGGCGAGGACAACAAAUCUGACGUGGAGAUCGUGGAGGACGGCUCGACCGAUUUGGUCAUCCAGCAAGUGGAUGAUAGCGAAGAUGAAGCAGAGGAGAAGGAAGUGAAACCAAAUAUUAGGUAGUUGGAAAUCAAGGAUUGGGAAUUCCGUGGAAGAGGGAGAAUGUGUUGGGAGGAAAUCUGCCUCCUGCAGAGACACGUGGUGAUCCUGCAG
Sturnus vulgaris (Common starling) is the source of this 1562-nucleotide messenger RNA. The record is from RefSeq and is a predicted model, not a curated record. NCBI's taxonomy places the organism in Eukaryota, Metazoa, Chordata, Aves, Passeriformes, Sturnidae.